Molecule: messenger RNA, 3201 nt
Organism: Alternaria alternata
Lineage: Eukaryota; Fungi; Ascomycota; Dothideomycetes; Pleosporales; Pleosporaceae
Exons: 3
Coding region: 248-2833 (861 amino acids)
Biological process (GO): P-body assembly; deadenylation-dependent decapping of nuclear-transcribed mRNA
Cellular component (GO): P-body
Molecular function (GO): RNA binding
Source: RefSeq, a predicted model, not a curated record
UGGGUCGCAGCACCACCUCGCCCACCGACCACGACCACCGUCCCAGUCUCUGUACGCUGCGACCGCUUUCGGAACCUGCAGUGUCCACAUCGACCGCCGUUCGUUCGUGAUUGCGCCGAUGCGACCGCCGCCCAGCCAAUCUGCCUCUGCCCUAGCCAAACGUCACCACUUUCGCGUGUCAAAUAUCACCUCGCCCCAGGCAUAAGAACACCAGCCAGAGCAUCCACCCGACCGGGCACCGCCCACCAUGUCUUUCUUCGGCUUCGACACCAACCUGCCGAGGGACCGCGGCCACGCCUCCAAUGCCCCCGGGUUCGGCCAGCACGACGCCUUCGCUGCCCUGGGUGGAGGGGCAGCCGAUGACGAUGUCAUCGACUUCGAGGAGACGUACGACGGCCUGGGCGACCAGCUAGACGACGAUGCCGAUGACCUCAACGACGACACCUUUGGCGGCGGCCCGGCCACGCAGCAGUCUGUUGGGAAACACUUCGACUUUGCUGGCCAGACCUCCAUGGUGUCAAGCACCCUGCAGGAGGAGCAGAUGCUGUACCAGGCUCGCCAGAAGUACCCCCAGCAGCAGCAAUACCAGCAACAGCAGCAGCAGCCCCAACAGUACCAGCAGAGACCGCCCGUCCCACAGGCGUCCAAGCCCAACCGAACUGGCUAUGAGAGCUACAAGGAUCCCGAGUACAUUCCCCAGCUGGAGGCGCGCGCCGAUAUUUGGGGCCUCAAGCCGAAGCAGCCAGCUGCGCAGAGACAGCCGUCACCCCAGCCCCCCGCCGCUUCGCAGCAGCCCGCGCCCACGAGGAAGGCCAUGAGCAUGGAGGAGGUCGAGGCCAUGAUGCGUGCUCAAUCCAUAGGCACUCCUCCAGUCCAACAUGCGCCACCUCCGGGCUUCCCAGGAUAUGCGCAGCAACAGCAGUACCCGCAGCAGCAUUUCCCGCAACAGCAGCCUCAGUAUCCCGGUAUGCCUGCUGGAGGUAUGCCAGGACAGUUUGCGCCGCAGAUUCUGCAAAGGCCUCAGCAGCAACAGCAGCCGGUCAGACAACAACAGCAGCAGGCUCGUGCAGAGCUCCCUGAUCAACCCGUCCGGUCUCAGCCGCCCCAACAGCCCACCAUCCUGCAGCGACAAAGGCCUCAGUCCAACGAACCCGGCGCGCAGCAGCAGCGCCAGGCGCCAUCUCAGGCACAGGCUCAGGGUCCGCCUACCCAGCCUCGACAGAUCUUGCAGAACCCGAACCGUCUGUCCGGUCAAGGCCAGCCGAUGGUUCAGAACCCUCAACAGGGUCCUCAAGCCGGUCGCGGGAUCCCUGCGGGACACAACCGGGGUCCAUCGUUCCCCGGAAUGGUCAUUACCCACCCCGAGCAACUUCUGCAGCUAUCCGAGGCCGAGCGUGCAGCCUUCCUAGAAGAAGAUGCCAAGCGGGCCAAACGGAACCACAAGAUUGCUCUGCUAGCAAAGGACAACGGCCUCAUGACGCCACAGGACAAGAACUUCAUCACCCGGAUCCAGCUGCAGCAGUUGAUGACUGCGACUGGCAACUUGGAGGAGAGAGGGCCCGAGGCAGCUAUUGCUGAGGACUUUUACUACCAGGUCUUCACCCAAAUUCGGGGUGCUCCACGUCAAAACCCGCAGCAGCCAGCAAGCCAAUUUGCUCAGACAUAUCUGUUCCAGACCAACAACAGGUUUGGCAACCGCAGACAAGGCCGAGGAGGCGACAACCACAUGCAGCGCAUGGAGCAGCAGAUCCAGCGAGCAGUCGAGGCCGCCAAAGCGAGACCAAAGGCUAGACAGCUCGUUGUGGAAGGCAGCCUAGGAAAGAUUGCCUUUAGCAACUCCAAGACCCCGCGACCGCUGCUCAACCUCAAGCGAACGGAAAACAACGACAAGCUGCCAAAGAACCACAAGUCUUCCAUCGCGGAUCGCAAGGAGGCUCUCCGCAACAUCGAGGCUGUGUACAAGACACUCAUGCAAAUGGAAGACCACGAGCGCGCAAUGCCGCCUCCGAUCCAAGAAGGUAGCCCCCCUGAAGCCAUCCAGGCGCACAUGGAGUGGCGAUCGAAGAUUGAGGCUCUCCACCAGCAACUCUGGCUGAACACCAAGAUCAUGGAGCCCAUCAACCCCAGCACACCGCAUCCCUUCAUCUCCAUCCUUUCGCAUGCCAAGGGAAAGAAGGUGAUUCCGCGCCUGUUCCGACACAUCAACGAGCAGGAGCGCAUCACCGUUGUCACCAUGAUUGUCGUCCAUCUAGAUGCUCUCUCUGUGGUUGGCCAUGCCAUCGCUACGCCUGAAGAGCCUUUGAGCGCAGCCAUCCGAGAAGAGGUUGACCUUUUCUCUCAAACCGUCAUGUCACCCAUCCACGCACACAUUUCCGAGGCGCCAUUGAACAUUGUCAUCGGGCUUCUUGGCCUUGUCUUGGACCGCACCAACCUCCAUGUUGUGGCUCGUAGCAGAAUUGGUCUUACGCUUCUUACGUUCCUCAUAUCCCGUGCGGAGCUUCUUAAGCAGUCGGCUCCAGAGAUGGUGACCGAUUGGCAACAGUGGACGGGGCUUUACAACCGUCUGUUCGACGUCAUUGAGCCCGUUCUUCCUUACCUGUUCCCCGGAAGCAUCAACGACACGGACGACAUGUACAUCUGGCAGUUCUUGGCUGCAAUGGGUGUGGGCGCCAGUCCCGAGCAGCAACAGCGUUUGGUGCUGGGCGUCAAGGACCGCGUCAUGGAAACGGUCUCUGUUAGCAAGGCCCUACCUGCUGACAUGGCAAGCGCACGCACAGCAAAUGUGAACCUCUUCAUGAGGGCUAUCGGUCUGGAUGUUGAGCUGCUUGGAUGAAACCCCCUGAGGAUCAACAUUUAGCCAUGCAAUGCUAUCGGGACGCCACGCAUCGCGUUCUGCGGUAGGCCGAUGUUCGGAGUACAAAGUCCAUGCCAAGGGGUUGGACGCCGAUGGACUCGGACAUGCAGCACCAGUCUUGCGUGUAGUCGUCGCCUAGUUGCCAUGUGUCCGUUGCAUAGUCGGAGCAGAGCGGAGGACCAGAGAGCUGGCAGUAUAGGAGUUAUCCGAGAGUAGACGGCUCUGGCGGCCAGGCCCAGGUGAUGGAUGGGCCUCUGGUGGCGCGUCGACGAUAUAGCAAGGACAUCACUUUAUGAUAGAACAAAAGCGCCCCAUUCAAUAUUCGAAUAUACGCAUUGAUUUCAUGC